AUGACGGUUUACCCAGAAGUCCUCAAGAAAGCCCAAGCUGAGAUCGACAAUGUCAUUGGUCCUGACAGGCUCCCCGGAUUCGAAGAUCGACAGAACUUACCAUAUAUCAAUGGCAUGGUCAAGGAGUCACUUCGAUGGAUGCCGGCCGUGCCAAUAGGCGCAGCCCACAAAGCCGACGAUGACACCUACUAUGAUACAUUCCAAAGGGAUCAUUCCUACUGCCGAACAUAUGGUGGUUCUUACACAACCCAGAAACUUAUCAAGACGCGGAACGUUUUGACCCUGAGCGUUACCUGGAACCCCGAAAUGAACCGGAUCCGGACAGUAACGCUUGGGGUUAUGGUCGUCGGAUCUGUCCGGGUCGACUACUAG
Molecule: messenger RNA, 372 nt
Organism: Fusarium poae
Lineage: Eukaryota; Fungi; Ascomycota; Sordariomycetes; Hypocreales; Nectriaceae
Exons: 1
Coding region: 1-372 (123 amino acids)
Molecular function (GO): oxidoreductase activity, acting on paired donors, with incorporation or reduction of molecular oxygen; heme binding; monooxygenase activity
Source: RefSeq, a predicted model, not a curated record